AUAUCAUUUAUGAUUUGUUUCUUUCAUAAGGGACCAGUCACCAGAAUAAGAUAGGAGAGGCUCACAGGUGAAGACAGGUCCUGGGAGAGAGAAGGAAGGGGAGAGUAGCAGGGACAGGGAGAGAGAGGAAAUAUGUGUAUCCUUCAGGAGAGGGCUGGGUUAAACUGACACUUAAAAAGAGCUGGCUGUGAUUGUUCUGUGCCUGAAAAACAGGGGAAAGUGGGAGAGAAAAGCAGCCAGAGAGAGGAAACCACUGUACAUACAGCAGUGAGUGUGGCAUCCAUUGCAGGACGGCGCCUCUGUGAAGUUUUAUUCUGUCUUUUUCUGUCCUUCAUUCUGCAGCUGUGGUCCAUUAUGCAUUGGGCAGUGGUGCUGCUGGCUUUCAUCAGCACAAUCACAGCUCUGAAACCAGAGUGGAGCCCGGGGGAAUACCUUAUGACAGAGAUCGGGGCUGAGAUGUUUGUGAACGAGUACAACUCAACCGCUGAGGAGGUCUUCUACUUCAGCACAGAGGCCAGCUGGAACUACAACACCAACCUGACGGAACACAAUUCCAAGCUGAAGGUGUCUGCAUCUUUGGAGGAGCAGGCUUUCACAGAGGCAUGGGGUCUCAAAGCAAAGGCUACCUUCAGCGAUUUUGUUAUGGACACAUUUGUUAACCCUGAACUGAAGAAAAUCAUAAAAAAAAUCAAAGUUCUGGGACCCGCCAACCUCCCCACUGCAGAGAGAGAGAGGUAUAACACCAUUCUGAGCCAGAUGGAUAGCAUCUACUCAAUGGCAAAGGUGUGCCCCAGUCUUGAUGAAUGCUGGUCUUUGGAGCCUGAGCUUACAGAGAUCAUGGCUUCCUCAAGAAGCUAUAAGAGACUUCUGUAUGCCUGGGAAGGUUGGCACAAUGUCUCAGGAGUUCCACUCAGAGCCCUCUACCCUGAGUUUGUAGAGGUUAGCAACAAGGCAUCUAGGAUGGAUGGCUUUGAAGACACAGGCGAAUACUGGCGGUCCUGGUAUGAAUCUCCAACCUUUGAGAAAGACCUGGAGAAUCUGUUUACACAGCUGGAACCCCUUUACCAAAAUCUGCACGCUUUUGUCCGCCGCAAGCUCUUUGACUACUAUGGUCCUAAAUACAUCAACCUUAAGGGUCCUAUCCCUGCCCACCUUCUGGGAAACAUGUGGUCACAGACUUGGAACAACAUUUACAAUAUGAUGAUCCCUUUUCCUGGCAAACCCAAUGUAGAUGUGACUGACACCAUGGUUUCUCAAGGCUACAAUGUCACUCACAUGUUCCGUGUUGCCGAGGAGUUCUUCACCUCUCUGAAUUUGAAAGAGAUGCCUGAUGAGUUUUGGAACAAGUCCAUGUUGGAGAAACCUGCUGAUGGAACGGAGGUGAUCUGCCAUGCCUCUGCCUGGGACUUUUUCAACCGCAAAGAUUUCAGAAUCAAGCAAUGCACCACAGUGACUAUGGAACAGAUUUUUACUGUGCACCGUGAGAUGGGCCAUGUUCAAUAUUAUCUUCAGUACAAAGACCAGCCGGUUAGCUUCAGGGCAGGAGCCAAUCCUGGCUUCCACGAGGCCAUAGGAGAUGUUCUGUCCCUUUCUGUGUCCACACCUAAACAUCUCAACACCAUUGGCCUUCUAGACCAAGUGUCCAAUGAUGCUGAGAGCGACAUAAACUACCUAUUGAAGAUGGCUUUGGAGAAGAUUGCCUUCCUUCCUUUUGGAUACCUUAUUGAUCAGUGGCGUUGGGGUGUGUUUAGUGGACGCACACCACCUGAGCGUUACAAUGCAGAAUGGUGGUACCUCAGGACAAAGUACCAGGGAAUCUGUCCUCCAGUUAGACGUACAGAGGAACAUUUUGAUGCUGGAGCAAAAUAUCACAUUCCAGGAAAUACUCCAUACAUUAGAUACUUUGUGAGCUUCAUUCUUCAGUUCCAGUUCCAUGAGAAAUUGUGUCAGGAAGCCGGACAUAUUGGACCUCUCCACAAAUGUGACAUUUACAGAUCAACAGAGGCUGGGGCUGUUUUACAGAAGGUCUUGCAGGCUGGCUCUUCAAAGCCUUGGACAGAAGUACUACAAGAAGCUAUUGGCACUAACAAAAUGGACGCCAGCUCCUUGAUUAAAUACUUUGAGCCAGUUAUUAACUGGCUGCGGGAACAGAAUGAGAAAACAGGAGAGAUCCUGGGCUGGUCCGAUUUUAAUUGGGUACCACCAGUACCAGAGGGCUACCCUGAAGACAUUGGUAAGAUAACAGAUGAGAUUCAGGCAAAAAAGUUCUUAGAUGAAUACAACAGCACAGCUGAGGUGGUCUGGAAUGCUUACACUGAGGCCUCCUGGAGCUACAGCACUAACAUCACCGAGGCCAACAAGGAGAUCAUGCUUGAAAAGAACUUGGAGAUGGCCAGUCACACAAAGAUAUACGGGCUCGAGGCACGUAAGUUUGACACCAGUGACUUCCAGGAUGAAUCAGUGAAGAGAAUCCUGAAUAAACUGAGCGACCUCGAGAGAGCUGCACUUCCUGAAGAACAACUCAUAGAGUACAACAAUUUACUAGCAUCCAUGGAGACCCUUUACAGUGUAGCGACAGUCUGCAAGGAUGAAUCAAACCACCUGCCUUUGGAUCCAGAUCUGAAUAAGAUCAUGGCUGAGUCCAGGGACUAUGAUGAGCUGCUGUUUGCCUGGCAAGGUUGGCGUAAUGCCUCGGGCAGAGAGCUCCGCAACAGCUACAAGAGAUAUGUGGUGCUCGCAAACUUAGCUGCACAGAGCAACGGUCACGCAGAUAAUGGGGCAUUCUGGCGUUCUCUAUAUGAGACCCCCACGUUUGAACAGGAUCUGGAAGCCUUGUGGAAAGAUCUAGAGCCACUCUACCUCAACAUUCAUGCCUAUGUGCGCAGAUUCCUGUACAAGAAAUAUGGACCCAAACAUAUCAACCUUAAAGGACCAAUUCCAGCUCAUCUACUUGGAAACAUGUGGGCCCAAACAUGGUCUAACAUCAUGGAUCUUGUCAUUCCUUAUCCUGAUGCCACACAAGUAGAUGCCACACCAGCCAUGGUUGCUCAAGGUUGGGAGCCCAAGCGAAUGUUCGAGGAAUCAGACCAAUUCUUUAACUCUCUGGGACUUAAACCUAUGCCUGAAGAGUUCUGGAACAAAUCUAUGCUAGAAAAACCAACAGAUGGCCGUGAAGUUGUGUGCCAUGCAUCGGCAUGGGACUUCUACAACCGCAAAGACUUCAGGAUCAAGCAGUGCACAGUGGUGACCAUGGAUGACCUCAUCACCGUGCACCAUGAGAUGGGCCAUGUUCAGUACUUCCUGCAGUACAAGGAUCAACCCCUCUCCUUCCGCGAUGGCGCCAACCCUGGAUUCCAUGAGGCCAUUGGUGAUGUAUUGGCCCUGUCAGUGUCCACACCUAAACAUCUUCAGAGCAUCGGCCUGCUCGACAAGGUGGAGGACAACAAAGAGAGCACUAUCAACUUCCUUAUGAGCAUUGCCUUGGAUAAGAUUGCCUUCCUACCUUUCGGCUAUCUGAUGGACCAGUGGAGGUGGAAAGUAUUUGAUGGCCGGAUCUCAAGCUCAGAAUACAACAAAGAGUGGUGGAACCUGAGAAUGAAGUACCAGGGAUUGUGUCCACCUGUACCCCGCACUGAAGAAGACUUUGACCCUGGUGCAAAGUUCCACAUCCCAGCUAAUGUGCCAUAUGUCAGGUACUUUGUGAGUUUUGUAAUCCAGUUCCAGUUCCACAAGGCCCUGUGUGAAGCCGCCGGUCAGCCAGCACCACUCCACAACUGUGACAUCUACAAGUCCAAAGAAGCGGGGACGCUCCUGGGCGAUGCAAUGAAGAUGGGCUUCAGUAAACCCUGGCCAGAGGCAAUGGCUAUGAUUACUGGCCAACCCAAAAUGUCUGUCCAGCCACUAAUGGAGUACUUCCAACCACUCAUUGAAUGGCUGGAACAGGAGAACAAAAAGAAUGGUGACAUCCUGGGAUGGCCAGAGUAUGACUGGACACCAUACAAAAUUCUUGCAGUUACUACAGAACCAGAAGAGAAUCCCAAAACAGUCAGCUUCCUGGGCUUGAACGUGGAUGAGGCAGGAGCUGUAGCUGGUCAGUGGAUCCUCUUGGUUCUGAGUCUCAUCUUCCUGCUCGGUAUCAUUUUUCUGGCUUACAAAUACAGCAAGACUAAACGCUUGCAGGACAAAUCCAUGUACCAGAUGGAGCUCAAGUAAAAAUCUUAAAAAACUAUACAUUCUUUUCUUACCAUACUGUCAUUAAAUUAGUUGGUUUUUGACAGUAAAAUUUUUUUAAUUUAUUUAUUAUUUUUUUAAAAUCACCUCUUUUUGAAUAUAAUGUUUACUUAUUAUUUUUGGUCAAAUUUGUUUGACUGUGCAAUUAAUGGUGACUGUUGUAAUUUAUUUGUUAAAAAAAAAAAUUUGUUUCGAAGGUGUUGAAUUCUUAACUUGGUGUGCAUAUCUGAUUUAUGUCUUUACUGGAAAACUUUUGUCUUAAUAGAAUAUAAACAAAUGUACAGAUGUUCUGGCUUUGUUUGUUGUCUAAGAUCAGAGAUAUUUCAUAAAAACUUACAAUCAGCAGCCUUCUGUUUCUACAAAACAUUUAAAUAACAGUAUAGUAUAAAACAAGACCUUGAAGACCAUGUUGCUUUUUUCUCUCUGUGGACAUACAGUAUAUUUUCAUCACUUCAUCCCAGAACAGAGGACUGAGAUACAUAAGCACUCGGAUGUAGUUUUAUUUGCUCAAAGUAAUGAAGUCUAGUGGUUUCACCCUAUCAGCUCUAGUUUCCAACGCUAUACCAUCUACACAUGCAUCGUUAUAUCCACUAUCCAACUCAACUGAAAAAUCAACCGAUGUUGGCUUCUCUUUGACAAUACUGUUUAAGUAAU
Molecule: messenger RNA, 4884 nt
Organism: Myxocyprinus asiaticus (Chinese sucker)
Lineage: Eukaryota; Metazoa; Chordata; Actinopteri; Cypriniformes; Catostomidae
Gene: ace
Product: angiotensin I converting enzyme (peptidyl-dipeptidase A) 1
Exons: 25
Coding region: 355-4212 (1285 amino acids)
Biological process (GO): proteolysis
Cellular component (GO): plasma membrane
Molecular function (GO): metallopeptidase activity; peptidyl-dipeptidase activity
Source: RefSeq, a predicted model, not a curated record